Molecule: messenger RNA, 484 nt
Organism: Arabidopsis arenosa
Lineage: Eukaryota; Viridiplantae; Streptophyta; Magnoliopsida; Brassicales; Brassicaceae
Source: the annotation of a GenBank genome assembly
ACCAAAACACAUUUCUAUAAACUCAGAAACAAACAAAAGAUCAAGAAGAAACAUGGUGAUGAUCAAGACCACAUGGGUUUCCCUUUUUGCUCUAGCGACGGUUCUCCUAAUGAUUCUUGCCCCGGCGGCAGAAGCCGUGACAUGCUCGCCAAUGCAGCUAAGCCCAUGUGCAGCGGCGAUAACGUCGUCUUCUCCACCAUCGGCUUUGUGCUGUGCAAAGCUGAAGGAACAGAAGCCAUGCCUUUGUGGUUACAUGAGAAACCCUAGCCUCCGUCGCUUCGUCAGCUCUCCCAACGCUCGUAAAGUCUCUAACCGUUGCAGACUCCCCAUCCCAAGGUGUUAAAAAACAGAAAGGUGUUUGCUAUUUAUGAUCAUCCUAUAUAUGUUUCAAUCCUACUUUUGGUGUGUGUUUAAGGAUGUUUCUUUAUUAUCUCUAAGUAGUAGAGCUAUGUGGUACUCUUGCGAAUAACAAUGUGUGGUGAUG